AUGUCGACCAAGCCUGAAUCCUCGACAGCACAAUCCGCAGAUGCAGCAGCGUCCGCAUCAUCCUCGUCAACACCCACACCAAAGUUUAGCUGCGCAAUUUGCAACUCCAAAGAUGCCAAGACCUGCGCAGGCUGCAAAAGCACCGCAUACUGUGGCAAGGCUUGCCAAAAAGCAGACUGGCCAUGCCACAAGUUGCUCUGCUCUACCCUUGCCAACGAGGAGUUCGAAAAAGACCGCCCUGAUGAUUCCAUUCGCGCCGUAGUAUUCCCAACCGACGAAGACAAGCCGGUCCUUCGUUACUUUGCCGUAAAGGGCUGGGUUGAGGGCUUAUAUGAUGCAGCGGGAGAGGUCCUCGAUGAAUACGAUAACCAAGAGUUUGUCAAGAUGGUGGCCGAUGCCUUGAGCGAUGAAGAGGAUAGUUAUAUUCAGCCGAGACCGUACGCCUACAUCAAAGUCAACAAGGUCCGGGGGUAUCGCGAUACCGAAAGUGUGCUCGAGGUCUGGACACAGCUGUGGUACCCCGAGGCCCUUCCCAACCAGUCCAUCCUCAAGGCCGCGGGCGGCAAGACGAAAUACCACCCAUGGCACCGCAGCGUCAUGAUUGUCGCCAUGACCAACCCCAAGACGGACGAGCGCGGCGAGAUGGUGUAUAAGGACAUGUCGCUUCGCGACUUUCGCGACGCCGUGGAUUGGCUGGCGGAUUUUAACAACCCCUCGCGAAAGGACGAUGCGCCGGCGAAUGCCGAGGAACGAUACUAUCAGCUCAAUAGGUUUGCGUACGCAGACCAUUUCGCGAGGAAAGCCAGAGAGAACGGGAAAGGUGAGGACAAGGAGUCUUUAUACAGAGAUGCUGACAGACGUCGGUGGGAGGAACAAGCAGAAGAAAUGCGCGGUUCAUCGUGGGAGGCUUAUUACAAAGACUACAACUCACUCUGA
Messenger RNA from Pestalotiopsis fici W106-1, 936 nucleotides. RefSeq lists its product as uncharacterized. The coding region runs from base 1 to 936 and encodes 311 amino acids. The transcript is spliced from 2 exons. The record is from RefSeq and is a predicted model, not a curated record. Lineage: Eukaryota; Fungi; Ascomycota; Sordariomycetes; Amphisphaeriales; Sporocadaceae.